AUGUUUUUCGCAUUCAGCAUUAUCUGUUCAAGGCUCUGCCUUCGAACGAACGAAACUCUUCGAGAGUGUUCAAAAGAUACUAUUCAACUAAAUUCAUCCAGUGAAAUCAAUAAUUAUACCAAAGAAAGUAUUUAUCUUGAAGUUAUUAGUUCAGAAAAGUAUGCCGCAACAUUUGAAGAAAUCAGCCCUGAAAUUCAGAGCCUAGAAGUCGUUGGCUAUGAUUCUUUUGUCUCUUUUGAUAUCACAAACCAUCAUAUUUUUAAAUCAUUUAGUAUUUCUAACUGUACGUUCACUUUUACGACAAAAAACUAUCAGAAACCAGUAGAAUUUUAUUCUUAUAAAGCGGAAGACUGCCAUUACGAAUUAAAACACAUUUCUAUCAAUACAAACAUUUUUGUUGGUGAUUUAGAAGCAUAUGCCGCAUUCCUUUCUGUACAAGUAACUCAAAUCCUAUACAUCAGCUGCUUACAUCCGAAAUUUGCCGUAAUUAAUCUGAAUAAUUCAAAUUGCGAAGCAUUUUUCUACGCAUUUAACCAAGAUUCAGAACUAUUCAGUCGUGAUGAUUCCAUACUACUUAGAUUUGGCCAAGAAAACGUAAUCAUGACCAAUGUAAAGCCAAAAAUAACUUUUCUUCACGAUACUCAAAAUUACACGAUUUCUUAUACACAACAGUCCAAUAAAAAUUCAGAUAAUAUAAUUCUGAGCUUGAGCGACCACUCAAAAUUGGUUGUUAACGAACCAACAGGAGAUUUCACGAAUUUCCCAACAAUACAAACACCAGGAGAGUCAACAAUUGAAUUUAAGACUACAAAGAAGUCAAUAAACCUCCAAGUUUUCAACUCUUGCGAAAUAAAAGGAGAAUUUGCAAAUAUUAACAAAUUAAGUCUCGAAACUAAUGGAGUAUUGACUUUUACAUACGGAUCUGUUGAAAGCGGAAUCCCACGAUGCUUUGUUGAUGAAAUUUCCUUCAUUUCAGAUGGAAAAAUCAGGUCUGACGAUGAUUUGAUUCUAAAUGUCAAUAAAAUCACUUUAGAUAACAUUAACACUAAUGAACAGAUCAUAUCUAGUUCAAUAACUGUCUCAGGAUAUCCAGAUUUCGUUGUAGAAAAAUCUUCAGUUCAUAUUGGAAAAAUUGACAUUUCCAGUGCCCAAAAAUUCAUCUUCAAUGUUGAUUUCAUCAAUGAAACAACAGUUGUGUUCGAUGAAAUCACGAGUUUCACGAAUUCUUUCGUAAUUUACUUAAAUUACGAUUUGAAAGAACGAAACCCAGAAGAUAUGGUUAAGGGAAAGACAUUUAACUUAAUUACAAUGCCUUGUCACUUUAAUCAGAAGCAAAAUUUCAUUUUAUUAUCUAAUGUCUCUGGAUACAGCCAAGACUUCUCCCUUUUGAAGCCUGUCGUAAAUAACAACGAUUUUGGCACUUUUGGAGUGGUUUUGACUGAAUUUCCGGAAAAUUCUGAUUUAUCUUUUUGUUUUGGCAGUUGUAGCCAAGGAACUCAGAUCCAAAGCAUCGAAGAAUUAAAGCCACUUAUCGAGAAUGCCUCAAGGGUUACAAUUUUCUUUGAAAACGACCAAGAAAUUAAAUUUGAUAUCCUUACAAAGCCAAUUGAGCUCAGAAUCUUAUCAGAAAACACACAGAAACCAAAUAUAAAGUUCCCUCUUACAGAAAAUUUGAAUUCCUUCGUUUCCAAGAUUACAUUUUCCGGUGUAAACAUUGAAUUCAUUCCAACAGACAGUGCAGGAGCACUCCAUGUCCCUUAUAUUAAAUUUGAGGAUGAGUCUUUGUUCAAUCACAGUGCGAUUUCUUUUUGUGAUGAUAUUAUCAUCGAAAUCCCUGCGAAAUACUACAAGUCGUACAAGGAACUCGUAUUGGUACAUUUAGUACUUGAAGAAUCAGCAACAAUCACACUUUCAAAAUCGAAUUUGAAAAUUUCGAAUUUUAAUUUUGAGAUUUCCUAUGAACAGGAUGUUGCUUUUGUUUGCAAACAUGGUAUUACUGUCACUGUUGCUCUCAAUAGCGUCCAAGAUUUCUCAGUUCCCCUUAAAUUAUAUGGAGAAGAUUUUAUUCUCAAUUUUGAAGGCGAAGGAAGCCAAAACAUUGGUCAAUCCAUUGCCCAUUGCUAUGCAAAGAAUGUAAUUACUGUCCAAACAGGCAAUAUUCCUGUUUCUUUCCUUUCAGAUUUGACAAAUUUGGUUUUGUCAGGAAAUAAACAGACAACAAUCACUCCACAACACUUGGAAGGAGUCAAUAUGGUCAUUGGCACUAAAAGCAACCCAGAAAUCGAACUAGUUUCCCUGAAUUUGGACUCAUCAAGUUCAAUUACAGGUCCAGGAAACUAUUCAUGUGAAAUUUCGGACUUAGUCACACACUCUGAUACAGACGCAACAAUAAUGAACAUGAAUUUCCCAGAAAUUCAGCUGAUUUUGGAUGGAAAAUUGACAUUUAUUAAUUCUUACCUAAGAAAUACCAAUAUUUCCAUAGCAAAGAGCAUAAAUUCAUCCGAAAUCGGCUUGGAUAUCUCUAAAAAUUCGGUUUUUCCAAAAAGAAUCGAUUUCGAUUUGACAAUUUCAGCUGAAUACCUCAAAGAACAUGGCCAAGAAUUUACUGCAAUAGUUCCUUUGGUCGCAGGUGGCUUUGCGAAGUCUGUUUUCGUACAUCUCAAAAUUCCUGAAGAAUCUAGCUUGUAUUUCUCUUCGAAAGUGUAUGAAAACAAUAAUAACAUAUACGCAAAUAUCACUGCUUCCAAGGAAAAGCCAAUAACUGUUCCUCCAACGACAGAAAUCAGCUCAUCAACAGUUUUCGUUCCAACUGAGAAGUUUACAGCCACACCAAGUUCAACACUUAAAUAUGGAAGAAUAGCUAUUGGAGUUCUUGGACUUUUCGUUUGUGUUGCUUUGAUUAUUUUGAUUUUGAUCUUUUGCUUCAAGAAAUUCUCAAGAAAGUUCAGCCAAAAGGUUGAUAACUCAAUGCUUGUUGAUGAAGGCAUGAAUGAUGCCCUUGCUGGAGAUUAUGAAGGAGAAAUUCUUUAA
This is a messenger RNA of Trichomonas vaginalis G3, 3030 nucleotides long. RefSeq lists its product as uncharacterized. The coding region runs from base 1 to 3030 and encodes 1009 amino acids. Lineage: Eukaryota; Parabasalia; Trichomonadida; Trichomonadidae. The transcript has a single exon. The record is from RefSeq and is a predicted model, not a curated record.